Molecule: messenger RNA, 1467 nt
Organism: Verticillium dahliae VdLs.17
Lineage: Eukaryota; Fungi; Ascomycota; Sordariomycetes; Glomerellales; Plectosphaerellaceae
Exons: 2
Coding region: 1-1467 (488 amino acids)
Source: RefSeq, a predicted model, not a curated record
AUGGCCUCGACAGCCUCUUCAGCGCCGUUUCGCCCCGAUGAUCACCCCCAGGAAACAGCCUUUGAAGACAUUAGCGAUAAUGACGACGCGAGCGAGAUCACAACCUCGUCAUAUGAAAGCCCCGCGCGCCGCGCCCUCACUGACAUUGAAAGGCGCUCGUACGGCUCCGUACAGCGCAGCCUCAGCUUCAAGCUGCCAGCCGCGACAGCCUCGGCGCGUGCCAUUGCGCCCGAUCUCGUGCGAGGCCUCCUCAUGGCCUUCAUGGCCAUCGACCACAACACCAUGGCCCUCGGCGCCUGGCAGCACGGCACCGGCCGCGUGACCGAGGAGGAUGGUGCCGUCGUGCAUGAGUGGAAUUAUCGCAUCGCCUACGCCAUGCGCACCCUCGCCCAUUUCUGCGCGCCUGGGUUCACUUUCUUGCUGGGCAUGGGCAUCGUGUACUUUGGCCGGUCGAGGACGAAGCUCGGAUGGUCUGCCAGCCGAAUGGUUCGGCAUUUCCUUGUCAGGGCCGUCGUUUUGACGCUCGUGUCAAUGGCCAUGGGGGGCAUCAUCUCGAGGGGCGCCGUGUGGGUUUUCAACAUCAUUCUGAUCGCGCUGGCCGUGGAUUAUUUUUUGGUGGGCGUGCUGUGGGUUGGACUCUCGUAUACCGAAGUGGCUCUCGCAACGCUCCUAUCCCGGUGGAUUCCCGACGACGAGGCCGAGGCACCUCUUCUCGUCAACAACCGCGACGUGGGCUUCUCUGAGAAGCCCUCAUCCCGCGCCGAGAGCAUUUCGUGGACGUUUCACAACAUGAUCCUUCUGGUUCUGACGGCUGUCACUAUCUGGUGGAACAUGUGGAUGUCCCCAACUCACGGCUACUGCCUUCCCGAAGGCCCCCGCGAGCCCAAGGGCAGCGUCUUCCUCCGCUUCUGGUUCUACCAAGUCAUGACCAUGCAGUUCCCCGGUAUCGUCUCCGGCUUCCCGCCCCUCGCCUGGAUCUCCUUUGCCAUCCUCGGCGUCCUAUACGGCCGUCUGAUCCUACGCCGCUCCUGGUCCGCCACGACCGUCGCCUGCGCCAACCUCGCCGCCGCCCUGGCCUUCUCCGUCCUUUUCGUCCUGACGCGCGUCCUGCGCUUCGGCAACCUGUCCGAGAACUGCCUCCAGACGAGCGACCAGCUUGCGCACCCGCAAACGAACCCGUACCUGGCCUCCGUAGCCUCCUUCUUCUAUGUUGUCAAGUAUCCGCCCGACGUCGCCUUUUUUGCCUUCACCCUCGCCGGCACGUUCCUCCUCCUCGCCCUCUUCACGGCAGUCCCCGCGUCUUUCGCAAAGCGCUACUUCAAGGUCCUGCUCGUCUUUGGCACGUCGGCCCUGUUCUUUUACGUGACGCACAUGUUCCUGCUCUUCGCCUUUGGAGGCAUCCUCGUGGCGCUCUUCGGCGCAUUCAAGAGCACCAAGGGACCUGAUUCGAUUUGGAAGUUCUUCUAA